This is a messenger RNA of Betta splendens (Siamese fighting fish), 1156 nucleotides long. RefSeq names its product N-alpha-acetyltransferase 10, NatA catalytic subuni (gene naa10). Gene Ontology annotation, cellular component: NatA complex. NCBI's taxonomy places the organism in Eukaryota, Metazoa, Chordata, Actinopteri, Anabantiformes, Osphronemidae. Gene Ontology annotation, molecular function: protein-N-terminal-glutamate acetyltransferase activity; protein N-terminal-serine acetyltransferase activity. The coding region runs from base 174 to 827 and encodes 217 amino acids. Gene Ontology annotation, biological process: N-terminal peptidyl-glutamic acid acetylation. The transcript is spliced from 8 exons. The record is from RefSeq and is a predicted model, not a curated record.
AAGCGUCUGUCGUUAUUGUGGCACGCUCCUUCCUCUCCUCCCUCUCUGUUAGCAAGUGGUUUUAGCUAGCGAGACAACUCCUUAAAUCAUAGGCUAAUUAUUAUGGUUUGAUUUCCACUCGUGUAACAGACUUAAUUUCUACUCCCCCUUCAGAUAAUUCAACAGCUUCCAAAAUGAACAUACGGAACGCCAGGCCGGAGGACCUUAUGAACAUGCAGCAUUGCAAUCUGCUGUGUCUCCCGGAAAACUACCAGAUGAAAUACUACUUCUAUCACGGACUGUCCUGGCCUCAGCUCUCCUAUAUUGCAGAGGACGAAAAUGGUAAAAUUGUGGGAUACGUGCUGGCAAAGAUGGAGGAGGACCCCGAUGAUGUACCUCAUGGACACAUUACAUCCCUGGCAGUGAAGCGCUCGCACAGACGUCUAGGUCUGGCGCAGAAGCUGAUGGACCAGGCCAGCCGAGCCAUGAUAGAAAACUUCAGUGCAAAAUAUGUCUCACUCCAUGUUCGCAAGAGCAACCGAGCAGCUCUGCACCUGUACUCAAACACACUCAAAUUUCAGAUUAGUGAGGUAGAACCUAAAUAUUAUGCCGAUGGGGAGGAUGCCUAUGCCAUGAAAAGAGACCUUGCCCACAUGGCUGAUGAGUUGAGAAAGCCUGGAGUCCGUGCACCAGGUCAAGAUGCGCCAUCUGGCCAAAGCCCAUCAGGGUCCGGCGACCAGGAGAAAGAGAGUGAACGUGACAGUGGAGGAGACAGCAAAGAGCUGAGUGAAGUCAGCGAAGCAACAGAAAGCACAGACGUUAAAGAUUCUUCUUCUGAUUCACAAUGACAGUGCAGUUCUAGAAAUUUUUAAAUUCACUCUCCAUCUAUUUUUAUCCCCAUUUGAAAAUAUCUUUGCAGUAUUGGUGACUAUGGCAACUAUGACCAGCCCUUCCAUCGCUGUUAUGCCAGGAAUUUUGCUUUUCUUUGCAGUGAAGUAAACAUAAUCACAAUUUCGGUGCUAUCUAAAAUAAAUGAGGAUUCAUAUUGGGUGUCAACGCUUUUAUUAAAAUGCUGUCGUCUUGACAAAGCUCUGAAAUCGUCUACAUAACAAACGAUUUAGUCACAACAUGGUCUUAUUUAACAGAAUGUAAUCAAAUAAAUCUUUCAAAUAAUGUA